AUGCAGAAACAAAGCAAUUCAAGAGGAACCUCGUCCAGAUGGCUCCCUGGAGGAAGAAGACUACUUGCAUUGCUAUGCCCUCUCUUGCUUCUUUGCACCUUCACCAUCUUUAGUUUGAGCUCCAACAUCUCUUAUCCUGGCUUGCUUUUUGCAGCCAAAGAUGUCUGCAAUGGUGAACCGGCUUUGCUGCCUUCUUCAUCUUCUUCUUUACUCCAUUCCCAAAUUUUCGGCUUGCAGGCUCAGGUGGGAGUGCUCCUGCAGCAACUUCACAACGAUAGCCUAACAGGAUCCAAGACUUUAUUAGCGUUCGCGGAUCAACUUCUUUCCAUAGCGGUUUCUCUGGACAAGGUUGCAGGCAGUAUUUCAAACCCAUCGGGCAGCUCACAUGCUGCUACUGAAAUGAGCCAAGUUGAUGAAGAUCUCACUGAAUCCACCGACGAUGAAAAUGAAGACGAGUCAACAGGAAGAGUAAAGUCAUUCACUUCACGUCAGGUUCAUAACUACAUAUCUCCAAAACCAAACAGGCAAAAUGGUAAGAAGAACUUCCUUGGAAUGGAAGCAAUCACCCCUGCAGUAGGGUUUGGCUGUGCCCAUAUGGCCACACAUCUAGACCGUUUCGUGAGCUACAAGAUGUACGAGAUGUGCCCAGAUGAUUGGGAUGUAGCUCAACGGCUGAUCCUCAAUGGACGUGACUCGCUUCCAAGAAGAUUGUGCUUCUCAAGGGCAUCCCCAAGCUAUACCAAGUUACCAACCCGAUUCCACUGA
Linum trigynum is the source of this 765-nucleotide messenger RNA. The record is from the annotation of a GenBank genome assembly. Lineage: Eukaryota; Viridiplantae; Streptophyta; Magnoliopsida; Malpighiales; Linaceae.